Molecule: messenger RNA, 2267 nt
Organism: Diospyros lotus (date-plum)
Lineage: Eukaryota; Viridiplantae; Streptophyta; Magnoliopsida; Ericales; Ebenaceae
Exons: 8
Coding region: 528-1943 (471 amino acids)
Biological process (GO): positive regulation of ERAD pathway
Molecular function (GO): ubiquitin protein ligase activity
Source: RefSeq, a predicted model, not a curated record
CCUGGCGCCUUCUUCUUGGGGGGUGGUGGACGGGGGAAAAGGUCACGACUUUGGUUACAAUCACAGCUCCAGUUCAUCGUAUUUCCCCUCUCUGCUUCUGAUACUCCGUCGUCGCAACCGUUGAUCGUUACCCUUUCGUAGCCGCCGUUUCUUGGAAGGCGACAUAAAGAAGAAACAAGAUGAUUAUGCGAUUCCUUACGGUGUAGUCACGGCGCUCUCAUCGUCAUUGGCUUUCUUUUCUACCGACGGCAAUUCGUUCUGGGGUUAGGGUUUUUUCUUGGCCCAAGAAAUUGUAGUCGGUCUAGAUAUUCAGGUUAGAUAGGAAAGGGUAUUCGACGGAGUUUCGAUCUCCAAGGUAAGACUUUCAUCAUCAAUUCGUGGCAUCGUCAAGGCUUUGUCCAUUGAUCGACGCAUUAUGUCUCGAGUAUAAAACAAACAAAAUUUUUCGAUUCUGUUAUUCAGGAUUUUAAGCUUGAGAAUUUGGUUUUAGGAUUAGGUUUAGGGUUAGACAUAGGGGACAAUCGCGAAUGGAAGCGUCUGCUGUUAGUUCGGACGCCUACAGAGGUUCUUCGACGAGUAGCAGUAGCAGCAAUUCAAGAAGAUAUGGAGUGCAGUUGUCUGCCUCCAACUUUUUCCAGUCUCCGCUGUCUUCAUUGUUGGAAUACUCGGGCAUUCUGAGAACGAGGCCAAGCCACCAGGAAUCUGAUAGCGUGAUGAGCAGAGGCGUCUCUGUUGGUUCCCAGGGCCAAGUUCAGAACGAUUCAGUUGUGGCUGGGAAUGAUGGGGAGGUUUCUAUUAGGAUAAUUGGAUCCGGUGAACACGAGCAUGACCGAAUUGGGACUGCUGGCCAGCUGAGGGGAGUGGCUGCACAGAAUGAAGUAUACCCGCAGCCUAUGGCUAGAACCGCGUCGACCUUAUCAGUGUUGUCGGCAUUGGGUGGUCAGGGAGAUUCGGAUUCCAGGAGUGAUCAGUGGUCUGGGGAGAGUGUCCCUCAAACAGUAAAUGGAGGAGUAGCUGAGGGGGCUGAUUCUGGGGUUAAUAGCAGGGAUUCGCCUUACCAGAGAUAUGACAUACAGCGGGCAGCGAAGUGGAUUGAGCAGGUCCUUCCAUGUUCUCUGCUUCUCUUGGUUGUUUUUGUUCGGCUGCAUUUGGAAGGUUUUUUGGUUACCAUUUGGAUUGCUGUUGUGAUGUUCAAGUCUAAUGAGAUUAUACAGAAGCAGACAGCUCUGAAAGGUGAGAGGAAAAUAUCUGUUCUCAUUGGCAUCUCUUUUGUGUUUGUGCUUCAUGUGAUUGGUGUGUACUGGUGGUAUCAGAAUGAUGAUCUUCUGUAUCCACUCAUUAUGCUUCCUCCGAAAGAAAUACCACCCUUUUGGCAUGCGGUGUUCAUCAUUUUAGUGAAUGAUACUUUGGUUCGUCAAGCAGCAAUGGUUCUCAAAUGUUUUCUACUAAUGUACUACAGAAAUGGCAGAGGCCGAAAUUACUGUGAACAGGGUCAAAUGCUAACUUUGGUCGAGUAUCUGCUGCUCCUUUACCGUGCCUUGCUACCAGCACCGGUCUGGUACCGCUUCUUCUUGAACAAAGAAUAUGGGAGCCUCUUUUCGUCAUUAAUGACAGGACUCUACCUGACUUUCAAGCUCACAUCUGUGGUUGAGAAGGUGCAAUCCUUCUUUGCUGCUUUAAAGGCACUAUCUCGCAAAGAAAUUCUUUAUGGUACUCAUGCAACUUCAGAGCAGGUCAGUGCAGCAGGUGAUCUUUGUGCUAUCUGCCAGGAAAAAAUGCACGCUCCAAUCUUACUGCGUUGUAAACACAUAUUUUGUGAAGACUGUGUAUCUGAAUGGUUUGAGAAGGAAAGAACAUGCCCGCUGUGCCGGGCUUUGGUGAAACCUGCAGAUCUCAAAUCAUUUGGUGAUGGAUCCACUAGUCUGUUACUCCAGAUAUUCUAAAACCAAUUACCAUGAUGCCAAGGGAGCUUUCCUGCUUUGAAGAUUAGAUCAAGAUCUUCCCCCGAAAGCAGCCUGUCUCCUUGGUUGUGUAAAACUUGCAGAGCCUUGCCCGGCCUUGUUCUUGAGUUGCUGCUGGAAAUUAGGCAGGAGUCCGUGGAUGGAACUCCUCCCAGUGGUAAUAUGCUAGUUAACAUGCUGUAAUAUUGAAAAGAUUGGAGUAUAUGCUUAUGGCUUUGCGGUGUAAAUUUAGCAUCUUAAUUACUGUGACAUUUGACAUAGGUGAAAGCUAUUUGAAUGAAAAUGUACAGAGAUAUAUUGGAUGCA